AUGUCGCUACUGCGCCGGUUAUCGACAACGUUUCUUAUCUUGCCCUCGCCAGCCACGUCGUCCUAUGGCGGCAGAGGCUGAAGCAGGCGGAGGAGGUCCGCCUAAAGAUAGGGCAGGAGGUCGAUGAGUCCUCGCCCGCCCUCUCUUUUGUGCCCAGGCUGCCGGCCCUGAGGAUGCCAGAUGCUAUCGUGUGCGACUGGCGAAGACGCAAGGGGGUGACACAGCCGAGCUGCCUCAUGCCAGGAACGAGGACGCGUGCCCUCGAUGUACGCAGGCUGCUUUGCGUACGCCACUGGAACAGACACUCUGUGAACGCAGCGCUCCAACACUCGGCUCACCCCAACACAUUACGGCCACAUCUUUGAAAUUGAUGAGCCAAGCCCCGCGCAUCCUCACAGGGCCCAAGGCUGGAUACUGAGGUUCCAGAAGGCGCCCUGCAGGCUCAACGUUCUGCACGCAGUGGCUAUCUCUCUGUAGUGGUCGAUCACGAGGCGACCCGAGACUAUCAAUACGCUUAACGCCACGCCAUCCUGCAAGUACAACGAACUUGUUACAAACCUGGGAUUGUGGAAAGCCCGUCCCGGGUCUGCGUCCCGGCAGUGCUACAGGAAUCGCCCGAAAGAGGCCAUACCGCCAAGCACGAUGAAAGUGCAGAUCCCACCGACUGGCAGAAGAAACGCAUACCUCAGAGUGAUACGAGAGAGGCGGAUGAACAUGCCCCAAUGCAGUGGCGGUGCCUCCUUUAUGCCCCAAUGCAGUGGCGGUGCCUCCUUUCCUUACCCACGACCAACAAACGGAUACAUGUCACAAUCACGGAUCCUGGCAAUGCCUCCAGGGCCGCGGCGCAUCGAACUUCAGCUUCUUCGUGAGGAUCUGCAGCCCCAGCGGCUUUCGGCAAUAGAAGCGGUGAUACUCUGAGACGAGACGCUCAGCCACGAGACCAAGCACCGUUCCUCCUGACACGUGGAGCCGCGGUAGAAUACCACGAGCUGUCUGGCAGGGCCUCUCUGCGGCCAGGCACUCUGGCUUGGCGCGUCGACGCGGCGGCGCCCCGGCGGCACGCUCUGCCGCUCGGACGGGCAGAAGGUCGCUGCGCCCCAAAGGUGAAGGGGCCCCAGGACACACAACGCAUCAAGAAGAGAAGGCGAGCGGUGUCACAUGAAACGGGCGCUUGGGCGGUGCUCGAAAGGUCACCACGCAAAGUGCUUCGCCGGCACGGAGGCAGAUUUGCCGCAGGCAACUGGAUGAAACUCCAACGAACAAGAAUCCAACGUAAUGAGCAGACACCGCCACAUACCUCCAGGAACCUGCAAAAAUAAGCUCGGCCAGGCUGCGCAGCUGACACACUGGUCACCGAACCACUCGAGGCGGCCGACAUGACGCUGGUCAGACAGCAGCAAGGACGUCUGUGAUUUGCGAACUGACUCCAGCUUUGCCAUUGAAGCGUCUGCUACUUGCAUAUCACCCUCGGCGACUCCCUGUUCGCGGCUCGCGGAGCAGGAAGCUCACCAGCGAGCCGAUUCUCAAAACGAACGUAGAUGCCCACUCCCAAGCCAAUGCGUUGUCUUCCUCCCGCAGAUGCCCACCCCCAAAACAGAGCAAUUCCCGGCAACUGAGACCAGUGCCUGAAAGAUGGGGAAGGGCCGAGGACGGUUGCCGAGUCCAUGUGGCUCGCCAGGGGAAUCCACCACCGUACCUGAAGCACAUCGUGGCAUUGCACAUGGCCCAUGCAUUUCUGAAUGCUGAGAGACCUCGGGGUGCGGCACGAGAGACGAGAACCCGAACUGUCGAAAGACGCUCACGUGCCAUAAUUACCUGACGGCUUCAGAUGCGAUUCGAUAUUCGACCAAGACUGAAUGGCUGUUGCUCCCAUCGCUUCCGCGCCCACACUCCUCGGCCGACAGCUUCUCCAGCUGCUCAAUAACCUCUGUACGAAGUGCUCGAUCUGGGACCAAAGACCAAACCGCCAAGGGCUCCAUGCUGAGGGGGUCUACGCUUCGACGCCGAAGCCACUGCAGCAAGGUUGCUUGGUCGUAAGUGUGACCACUGGAAUUAUGACAGCAAGCUCCAUGAUGCGGUGCGAGAUCCGACAGAUCAACUGCGACGGCACGAGCUCUUCCAACUCCGGCGCCAGCCCGGCCGGCUCGGUGGCGGCAGCAUCCAUGGCGCCACUUGAGCUCAUUAUUUUCGCCCGUGCAACGGCAGGCUGCACCACUCAGAACCUUGGCUAACGAGCCGAAUGUGCUUGGAUAGCGACAUCGGAUGCUCCAGCUCUGAUGGCGGUAGAAAUGGCGGUAGCAUCAGAGAAGAGAACCCAGAGGCGACAUGCUGGAGAUCAAGCAGCU
Molecule: messenger RNA, 2345 nt
Organism: Prorocentrum cordatum
Lineage: Eukaryota; Dinophyceae; Prorocentrales; Prorocentraceae
Source: the annotation of a GenBank genome assembly